Messenger RNA from Orcinus orca (killer whale), 15192 nucleotides. RefSeq names its product t-SNARE domain containing 1 (gene TSNARE1). The transcript is spliced from 9 exons. Gene Ontology annotation, biological process: vesicle-mediated transport. The record is from RefSeq and is a predicted model, not a curated record. Lineage: Eukaryota; Metazoa; Chordata; Mammalia; Artiodactyla; Delphinidae. Gene Ontology annotation, cellular component: nucleus; membrane. The coding region runs from base 1188 to 3290 and encodes 700 amino acids.
GUGGCCCAGCGGUGGGAUGGCCUCCAUCUCCCAGUUCCUGAGCAAAGGCAGAGGCCGUGUGAGACUGCAGGUUAGAUGAGAUGGCAGGCUGGGGACUUGCCCUUCUCAGACCAGGACUGCCACGACCCCUCACCUGCCUGGACAUCUGUGGCAGUCCCUUGGAUUGUUUUUGCCUCUCAAGCAACAGGUGCUGUUGGCUGGGCCCCGCAGUCCCUUCCAGUUGCCCGUCUGUGGCUGGGCGCACGGUGGGCCUUUGGGUUGGAGGGUCCCUAGUGCCGCCCCGCAGCCUCCGCCAGUCCCCCAGGUGGCCGUGGGACCGCCUUACACUUGCUGUCCCUCCUGUCUUCCCAGGGCUGCCCUGCCCCUCCCUUCAAACCGUGGCUCUGCGGCUUGGCCACCUGCUCUCUGCUCCCGGCUCAGAUCCUGCUUGAGCUGCUGCCCUGGGGACCCGCCGGUCUGUGGCUCUGCUGUGCCCCCAGGGUCUCUGAAAGCUGCUGUUGGAUCCCUUGUCGCCCACUCGAUGCUCAGGUCCCCAGGGCCAGGCCCCCUUGACCACGUUGGACACAUUGCCUGGUGCACAGUAGGUGCACGGGUGCACCUGUGGAACUGGGCCGAGUCCUCUUGGGUCCCUGUGCCUGCCUGGGGUCUGCAUGGCUGCACAGGACAAUGUUGGGGCGGCCUUCCAGAGAUCUGAGGAGAUGCUGGGCCCCCACCUGGAUCUUGUCUGCUCAAGGCAGACACCCCUGCAGCCGCAGCUCUUGUUUCCACACUGAUCUUUCUGGAGGAUGAUCUUACUGGAAUUUUGCAAAUUAAGCUUUAAUAUUUUUAUGUUAUCCAUCCAUGAAGUUUAUGGAGUAAAGGAGCGCCACAUGGUUAAUUCAGAGAAAAGUCACCCCUAGCCGCCCUCCUCCUGUCCCGAGUCAGCUGCUUUGGAUUCUUCUAGUAGAUCUUUGAUGCUUUCCUCUGAAUAACACACUCGUGUCGCUACUGCUUGAUUUUUUUCAACAUUUACACAUUAUUUGUUGACUUGCAAGGUGAGGGUGCAGCAGAGUCAGACUCCUAGGCAGGGUGGGCGGGGCCAGAGUGCAUCCUGAAUCCCAGCGCUAAACCCUCUUUCCUCCCUCCCUGCCCGGGUUUGGUUUCUUCCAGCUCUGCAGGAAGGCGGCGGCCCUGCCUUCUGUGAGAAGAUGUCCUACGGAUCCAUCGCUGGCAGCGGCGGCCUGGGGAGCCACGGCCCUUUUGGGGAGCCCUCCACACAAGGCUAUCAGCCCCUAGGGCCAGGGGUCGCCACGGACGGCAGCGGGACACCGGAGCGCACCUCGCCGCCUGCCGGCCCGAGGAAGGACUUGGCUGCAAGGGCCCAUGGCCGGGUGGCGGGGCCCAGGGCCUCCCGGGCCAAGAAGAGGAAGCCCAACUUCUGUCCGCAGGAGACGGAGGUGCUGGUGGCCAAGGUCAGCAAGCACCACCAGCUGCUGUUUGGCACCGGGCUGCUGAGGGCCGAGCCCACCCGGAGGUACCGCGUGUGGAGCCGCAUCCUGCAGGCCGUGAACGCGCUGGGCUACUGCCGCCGCGACAUCGUGGACCUCAAGCACAAGUGGCGGGACCUGCGUGCCGUCGUGCGGCGCAAGCUGGGCGACCUGCGUGGAGUGGCCCCUGGCCCCGGCCCUGCCAAGCCCCAGGCCCUGGCUCUCACGCCUGUGGAGCAGGUCGUGGCCAAGACCUUCUCCUGCCAGUCUCUGCCCUCUGAGGGCCUCAGCCCCGAGUUGCCCAGAGCCACCGAGAUGGACCUGAGUGACCUCCAGGAACUGUUCCAGGAGACGUCGGCCAGCGUCUUCCGAAUCAACUCCAAUGUGGCCUUCUUGGAGCAGAGCCUCCGGUCCCUGGGGACGCCAAGUGGCACGCAGGAGCUGCGGGACAGCCUGCACACGGUGCAGCAGCAGACCAACCACGCGAUCGCAGCCAGCACCAGUGCCCUGAAGCAGAUGGCUGAGCUCCUGCGGGGCUGCUCCCGGAGUCCCCAGGCCCCAUUUGCCGAGCUGUCCGAGGACGAGAAGAUCUUUAACGGGGGCGACGGCGUGUGGCAGGCCCAGGGGCAGGCGCUGCUUCCGGAGAUCACCGAGGAGGACCUGGAGGCCAUCCGGCUGCGUGAGGAGGCCAUCCUGCAGAUCGAGAGUGACCUGUUGGAUGUGAACCAGAUCAUCAAGGACUUGGCCUCCAUGAUGUCGGAGCAAGGAGAGGCCAUCGGGUCCAGCAGCGGCAAGGCCGUGUGCCGGCGCAGCUCCAGCCCCGAGCCGGCCGUGGUGGCCCUGCUGCCCGGGCCGGGCUGUGCGCCCCUGCGGCCGGGCUCCCACUCACGCACCAAGACGCGGAAGCCCAACUUCAGCCCGCAGGAGACCGAGGUGCUGGUGCAGAGGGUGACGCGCCACUACCCGCUGCUGUUCGGGGCUCUGCGGGGCCCACCCGCCCGGAAGCACCGCGUGUGGAGCCGCAUCCUGCAGGCGGUGAACGCGCUGGGCUACUGCCGCCGCGACCUGGGCGACGUCAAGCACAAGUGGCGGGACCUGCGAGGGGUGGUGCGCAGGAAGCUGGCCGAGCGCCCCCGGGCCCCCGGCCCCGUCCUCACGCCCGUCGAGCGCAUGGUGGCUGAGACCUUCGCGGCCCCCGGCCCCGCCGGCGAGGGCCAGCCCGCCGAGGCCCUGCCGACCGACGAGGACGAGGCCCCCGGCUGCCUGUGGCUACCCCUGCGGACGCUGGAUGGGCCGAGCCUGCCUGAAGCCGACCCCCUGGACCCCCGAGGAGCCUUCCCUGCGUCCCCCUCCUCACCCUCCCCGCCUGCCUCCCCGGCCUCGGCACCCCCCGCGGCCACAUUCCCCGGGGCCUCCCGGCCCUCGCCGCCCUCCUCGGCAGCACCCCAGCCCCCCGGGAAGCCCACAGGGCCUGAGGCCUCGGACGUGGAACGGCGGCUGCUGGACUCGCAGCGGCAGCAGGGCGCCCUGCUCAGCUCCUGGUCCCAGCAGCAGAGUGCGCUGAUGGCCCAGCAGAACCUGCUGCUGCAGCGGCUGGCCGAGCAGAGCCAGCGGCUGGCCGACGGCGUCGAGGCCCUCAACCGGACCCUGGAGAGGCUGGUGGAGGCCCUCCCGCCCCGGGGCGCCUCGCCCGCAGUCCCAGAUGGCUGCCCUGGGGGCGGAGCAGCCUGCAGGCCAGCUGGAGGCUCCCAGGGCAGCCCCCAGGGCAGCCACACAGGCCAGGAGGUCUUCUCAGGGAUGAUCCUGAAGGUGGAGGAGAUCUAGGGUCUGGACCCCGUGGGCCGCGUGCAGAGCAGGGACUCCGGUCCUGCCCCUCUGAGGGGCAGAGAUGGGGCCUCGAUAGAGCCAGAGAGGAUGCGGGACUUGGCCUGUGGUUGCCCCUUCCGUCUUGCCAUUGUCCGUGGGCCUGUGACGCGAACGGAGGGCUGGGUUGAGGUCUACUCGGGUGACGCCGGUGGGUGGACCGAGCUCCCUCCGCUCCCAUCCCGUGCUCCGACCGUCGGGGCGAGUGCUGUGGAGUGCAGAACGGGGCGCCUCUCGGCGGGCAGUGGGUGAGCGGAGCUGCGGGAAGAAGCACGCAGAGCGCAGCUCCCCCAAACCACUGCCUCGGGUGUGGGCCCUGGAGUGUGGCUCUGCUGGGCACCCAGAAAGCCCCCGGCGUGUGCCCUGGAGUGACUCCUGGAAGCCCGCCUGCUCCGUGGGCGUACGGACUGAGGGGGGCUGGACCCCUGCAACCUCUUGAUUCUGCCCCGAGGGAACCACGCCCUGUGGGCCUGCGGUUAUUUCUCUCAAUUUUAUGCCUGCGGUGUGGGGUGUAUAUACGUAUGUGCACAUAUGUUCGUUGGUACUGGAUGGGGUGGGAUGCCAUUUUAUACCUGUCGACUUUUCUUGGAAAAAGAUAUUUUUCUCAUAUAAGCAUAAAAUAACAACAAAAAAAGGCGGUGAUGAUAACGAGGGUGAUGCUGACAGGAAAUGAGAUGGAGCCCGUCUGUCUGCGCCUGGGCUCUGCCUCUGCCCUUGGCCGGCAGGCAGCCCUGAUGCCCCCCGCCGGUGUCAGAUCCGCCUCACCUGUGACUCCUGGCCCUGUGGGGUCCCUCGGGGCUGGCCCCAGCUCCUGGCCCCGCCAGGCAGGGCACAGGGGCUCAGCGCACAGUUCGGGUGGCUGUUGGGGUCCUCGUGGCCCUGGGGCUGUGCCACCUCCAGCUUCCCCUUGGCCUCCUUCUCCAGACUCGUGAUGAAAGCCUUUUCCGGAAGCAAGAGGCUGAGGUCCUGGCAUGAACUGGACAGCGUGCUGGUCCCAGGGCUCCCAGGCAGCCUGGCACUGAGGGGAGCAGAGACCAGGGUGGAACACACACAGUGGGAGGGACUUUUCCUGGUUUCUCUGUUUACCAUGGGGCCAGCAGCAUGUCAGCAACUCUUGUCCACAAAAGAGAGCCCCAACUCCUUAGCUGCCCAUCCAGCCCUCUGCAGUGUGGCCAGCGCCCUUCCAGCCUCCUCUUCCCCUGCGGUCUAGAGGACACCAUGUGUUCUCCACGGCGGCCUUUCCUUCAGCCCUACAAAGCCAGAGUGCAUUUCAGUGCCAUGUGUGGCGUCUUCCUAGGGCUUCAUUCCAGGUGAAAGGCACGGACCCUGCUUGUCCACUAAGAUGCCCACUGCGGUGGACACACACCUCUCUACAGGCAAUGAACACUGCUCUCCAAGGUUACCCACUAACCCUGGUCAACACCUACUCGGAUCCCAACCUAGCCCUGACCCUGGUCACACUCGGAGCCCUGAUCCUGGUCACAUGCUGAGCCCUGACCCUGGUCCCGUGCUGGACUCUGACCCUGGUUCCGUGCUGAACUCUGACCCUGGUCCCAUGCUGAACUCUGACCCUGGCCAGUCCCAUAAUCCCUAUUGGACACCUGCUCUGGGCCCUGCACUGAGUGCUGAGGACACAGCAGCCCAGGCUGAGUAGAGGUCUGACUGCGUCCAAGGGCCAGGCAGGGCACGACUGGGAUGGGGUGCCUGCCUGUCGGGCCAUCGGUCUGCGGGUGCACGAGGGAGCCUGGGUGGCAGGCAGGGGGACGGGGGCCCUGCCUGGCCUCGAGUGCAGGGGUGUUCCUGCAGGAAGGGGAACCAAGGAUCCGGGGUCGGGGUGGCCUGAAGAUCCGUUAAGGAGGAGGCUGGGUCUUGGCUUAGGAGCUGGUCAGAAGCAGAGCUUUGAGGGAGGCGCAUGUGAGGUGAGGCAGCGGGGAGACAUCUGACCCUCCCGGGGGGGGUUCCAGCACCUUCUGUGCCUUCUGCCCAGACUCUGGGCCGGGUGACCAGGCAGAUGGCGGGCCUGGACAGGGAGAUGGGGGAGAGGAGGGCCACCGGGAGGGUGGUGAGGGCGGGCAGCGUUGCUGUCCUGUGCGGGGCCCGGGGGCCAGGGGGACUCUGAGGACCCCGUGUGGGAGCCCGGGGACAGGGCGGCAGGGAGAGGAGGAGACCCCGUGGAGACUGGGUGACAGGUGCCCGGGGGGUUUAAGGAGAGGGGGAAGGGCAGCAGCGUCCUGUGCACAGAGCAGCCCAUAGGUAUGAAGACCGAAGGGUUCUGACGCGGGGCGUCUAGAAGGCGUCAGCCACCAUGGCAGGCCAUGUUUCUGUGUCUUGCUCUGGUUGACUGCAAGACUUCUGUGUUCCAGUGAGACAGGCUGGAGGGCGGCCAGGACAGCUUUCCUCAGAUCCUGAAGAGACCCCAGGUCACCAUGGCAAAUCUGAGGCCAGGUGGCCUUGGGGGCACAGGGGUGAUGGCCGGAGUCAUGGAGAGAGCUGGGGGCCUCUUGGAGCCCGGUUUCAGGAUUUCCAGUUCAUGCCCGGUCCCUUCGGCGUGCUGCUUUACCAAGUGCGUGAGCCCGUCCAUGUGACCCCAAGUGAGUAAGGCCAGGUCCCCGGCCUGGGGGAGCCGCAGGCAAGGAGUUGGGCAGAUCCCUCGUGGUACACUGCGGGUUCAGCAGCCCAUGCGGCUCCCCUGCUAGGAGACAGCUUCACGUGGAAAAAACCAGGACUGUAAACACUUUGAGGGCUUGCAGGGGGAAGCAAAAUAACCCAACUUGUCCCCGCACCGCCAGCCCCUCGCCACCCCAGGCAAAAGCGCUGGACGGGAGGCAGCCGAGAUGCUGGCAGACGGUCCUUUCAGGGAGAGUCUCGUAGGCCUUUGGGGGACCCUCAGAAGAGCCACGUGAACCCACAGGCAGAGGUCACUUAGUCCGCAGUGGGCAGCCUCGGGGUGCAGAGGAGGAGGGAGGGCCGGCAGUUGCAGAAAUAACAAGACCACAGCUUUGGGCCCGAUGCAGGCUAAAUUCUGUCCCCCUAAAGUUCAGAUGUUGAAGUCCUCACCCCAGGACCUGAGCGGGUGACUGUGUUUGGAGUUGGGGCCUUCAGAGGUGAUUGAGGUAAGGCGAGGUCUCUGGGGUGACCUCGGAUUCAACGUGACUCGUGUCCUUAUAAGAAGAGGAGAUCAGGACACAUGGGCACAGAGGGACGGCGCGUGAGGACACGGGAGGGGAGGGCUGUCCACACUCCAGGGAGGUCGGCCUCAGCAGGAGGAGGAGACCUGCAGACCCCGGGGUAUCUGACUUUUGGCCUCCAGGACGGGGUCGGGGUGAGUUUCUGUUGUUUGAACCACCGAGUCUGUGUUACUUGUCAGGGCAGCCGCUGCUGACUCCUGCAGACCCCCAAGGAAUUAAUCAGAUACCUGACAUAAGAUAGUUUCUAAGAAAUAUUUUAAAAAUAAGAUGAAAGCACAAAAAUUAGUAAUAAUAAGAGAUGAUCAAAAGGGACCCAGUGAGUCAGGAAAAGAUCAGUGAUAACUUUUAGAACAAAGGACUUGGCGGGGGACCGGGCAACACAUUUGGUCCCGGAUGAUGUGAGAGGAGCAACCUGGGAGGUUUAGCUGGGGAAGUGACAGUGUGCCAGGGAGAGCUAAGGAAAUGGAAAGGGCGAUGGGUGAAGGGGUGCGGAGGGUAUACCAGCAAUUCAGCACAGGUCGGGGCGGGGUCCCAGGAGAAGAGAAUUGAAUGAGGAAAGGCAGUGUGUGAGGAGGCCCCACCCCAACCACCCACCAUCCCGCAGACACAGGAGGCACCUGACACCUGGCAGCUCCAUGCCUCCUGGAAACCGCGGCCCCAGAGCGGGAAGGAGGCUCGCGAGGAGGGGCAGAGUGACGGCUCCUCUCCCAGCUCAGUCACAGCAGCAACCGUGGAGGCUGGGGACGGUGGAGUGAUACCCACCAAGGCCGAGAGAAGGGACUGUCAGCCUGGAAUCACGCCGCCCGCAAAACCAUCUCUGGAGAGCAAAGACGAGUGAAAACUUGAGAGUUUACCGCCAACAGACUUUCACUAAAGGAGCUUCUGAAGGAUGGACUCGAGGAUGGAGAGUAAUCUUCAAAGGAAGGUCUGUGACAAGGAAAGUGAACCAAGGAGCUGGUAAAUGUGGGGCAGAUCCAACAAAGGACUGUGUGAGAUAAUGACAUCAUUUCAUAUUAAACAGUGUUUUUUGACUGUAAUGUCUUAUUUGUGCAGUUAAGUUUUGAGAAAGGGCAGAACAACAAUGGGACAAUGAUAGUGAUUAAAUUAGUCUGAGCCCAUUUUCAGAGAAAUUAAAUAUUCAUUAAUUUUGGUGUCUGUUAAUAACAAUACAUGGUAAAAACUCAAGGAUUCCUUCAUUGAAAUUAAAGACUUACGCUCUUCAAACGACCCUGUUAAGAGGAUAAAAAGACAAACUACUUACUGGGAGAUAAUGUUUGUAGAUCACAUAUCUGGCAGAGGACUUGUAUCCUGAAUAUAUAAAGAGAUCUCUAAUUCCAACAAUAAGAAAAAAUAUACUUGAAUUAGAAAAUGGGCAAAAGAUUUGAGCAGACCCUUCACCAAAGAAGAUAUAUGGAUAGAAAAUAAGCAUCUGAAAAGAUGUUCAACAUCACUAACCAUUAGAGAAAUGCAAAUUAAAACCAUAAUGAGAAACCACCGCACGCCUGCUAGAAUGGCUAAAAUAAGAGAUACAGAGAAAGUGGACCAUUCGUACACUGCUGGCGGGAAUGCAAAAUGAUACAACUACUCUGGAAAACACUGUGGUAGUUUCUUAAAAAGUUAAACAUUCACUUACGAUACUUCCCAACAAUUGCACUCCUGCGCAUUUAUCCUAGAGAAAUAAAAAGUCAUGUUUACACAAAAACCUGUACACAGGUAUUCACAGCAUCUUUAUCUGUAACAGCCCCAAAUUGGAAAUAACCCAGAUGCCUUCUGUGGGUAAAUGGUUAAACUGUGGUGCGUCCACGCCAAGAAAUACUCCUCAGCAAUAAAGAGGGUGAACAAGGGGGAGGGUUCCGAGGGCAUUUUGCUGAGUGGAGGAGCCUGUUUUGUAGAGCCCAUGCUGGGUGAUUCCGUGGGUCUGACAUCCUCUAAGGGACGAGAUUGUGGAGAUAGAAACGGGACCGGGAGGUGGGCUGGGUGGGUGCAACUCUAGGACAGCACGAGGGCCCCCCGAGGUAUUGGAGCAGCUCUGAGCAGCUCUGUAUCUGGUCACCACAGCGGUACAGGGAUCUGCAUGUGUGAUAGCGUCUCACAGACCUACACGCACAAGACACCAGUGGAAAAUACAAUAAAAUUGAAGGCAGUCGUAACCUCUGGAAGAGUAUUGUAGGAGUCUAUAACUUCCACACCAGGAAGAAAGGAGUAAGAAUGCAAGUAAGCGGACAAAAAGUCUUUACUGAAUAAAAUAGGAAAAAAAAGAGAGAAACUAAAAUAAUACAGAAGAAAAAACUUGGACAAAUAGAAAACCUGAGGCAAGCUUUUGAAAUCGUGUCCAGUAAACAAAUUAAUGUGGAUGGAUUAGAAGAGCUUAUUAAAUGUCAAGGAUCAUCAGAUUGUAGGAAAAAAAUACAAGUGAUCCAGUAACACAUAAGGACCAGAAGGUGAGAAUGAAGCUGUAAAGAAAGACACAUCGGUCAGAGAGUCAGGGAGGGUGUGAGUGGUAAGGUCAGCUUUGGAUAAAAUGGACGUGAAGACAAAUAUGUACAUGAAUACCACCAGGAUUAAUCAUAUAAGUAAAUAUAUUAAACAGGACAGCACAAAUCACUGCAUGAUCGGCUCAGCUCCUCAGGAAGAUGAAAAACCUUACAUUUCUAUACACCUAAUAAAAGAGCUCUAAAUAGAUAAACAAAGCCAGAACUUCCCACCUGCAAAGGGACUCCAUCACGAGAGAAGAAGGUGUCAACAUGGGCACAGAGACUAGGAAUUAGUGAAUAUAGAGCAGGUUUCAGUAAUAAUCAGCACUUGACUUACUGGACCCUCAAACAGCAGAUAACGGUCUUCUCCAGGACGCCUGGGACGGCUACAGAUUUUGACCAUGACUUAGGUCAUAGAGCAAGUGUCAACAAACUUCAAAGAAUCAGUAGUGGGUAAGACACUACAAUUAUUAGAAAAUGCACAAAAAUAAAGAGAAAUUCCUUGUAUGUUGGGAAAUAUUUAAAACAGUCCUAACUGACUGGGAGGUCGAUGAAGAAAUCAUUAAUAGAUAUGUAAAAAUGACAUAAUUGAAUAAUGAUGAAAAUACUACAUAUCAAAAUCUGUGAGGUACUUCAAAGGAAAUGAAUAGCCUUAAAUACUUAUACAACAAAAGAAGAAAGGCUGAAAAUUAAUGAAUUAAGAUAUUAAAAAGACAAUAAAUAAGGGUAAAAGGACUACAGAAUGAACCCUGAGAAAUUAGAAGGAAGAAGAUUAUAGAGACUAAGCAGAAUUUAUUAAGUUAUAACAGCGUCUGCAGGAAGCCAAGAGAUGGUUCUUUGGAAAGAUGGUGAAAAUAGACAAACCACUAGUAAGAUUGAUCCAGCGUUGAAAGAGCAGAAAUUCCAAAGUAAUAAGAGAAUUCUAUGAACGGUCUUAUGCCAACAAGUUUGGAAACUUAGGGAAAAAAUGGACAGAUUCCUAGAAAAGUACGGUUUGCCAACAUUGACUCAAGAAUAAAUAGAUCAAUGGUUCUGUAGCCAUUAAAGAAAUAGAAUGGGUCGGAAAGACUUUCUCCCCAUGGAAACACUAAGCCCGAUUGGUCUUUUACGUGCGUUCUACCCAACUGUCAGGGCAGAGAUCCAGUCUUACACAAACCUCCCCGGAGAACGGGAAAAGGGGAAAUUCCUAAAUACAUAACUCGAGGUCAAAUCAAAGGUGACAUACGUACGGGAAAGGAUCAUCGUGGUCCUGUCUGUCUCAUGGACACAGACCUGGUCAUCCUAUCACGACACAAGCGGACCGCGCUGCGUCCCGUGGCCUACCUUUUGGAGCUGGUAGUUUAGCAGGAAGCCCGGACAAACCACCGGCUUUGGGGGAAGUAAUGCCCCCCCACCCUCCAUUGGAGCUGCCUCGAGGACGAGGAUGAGGGAUGAGGCUGAACUUUGAACGCCCACCCUGAGGCCCUGUGUGGGGAGCUGUGCAACUGUCCUCAGGCUGCGGCAGCAGAAGAAAGCAGUGAAUGCCCCGCAGGUGCCAGGGACAAGGUCGGCCUCCUUCCUUCCCACUCGCCUGCAUCCUUUCCACAUCCUAACUGCUCCCCAGUGUAGGUCUUUCCUCACACAUGUGCUUAACAGAGAGGCUUCCCCUGCUGCCUCUCGCCCUCCCAUCCCCACACGUGCCAACGCCCCCUGUAAGUCCUUGUCUUCCUGGGCAGGGAACCUCCACAAGGCAGGGCUCUGGCUGCCCCCGGCCCCCAGGACGGUGCUCAGCGUGCAGUCUGUGCUCUGUCAAUGCACUGCACGGUCUGUGUACCGCCCGCACCUGUGCAGAGGCACCCGGAAGGCAGGGCCGGGGAGAUUAGGAGGUGCAGGAGGAGGCAAGGUCUCCAGUGGGCCAGGCCGGGGUCAGAUGCUGUCUUGGGGAGCUUGGGCUUCUGAGCUAAUCCAAGUCCAGUCAAGGGCAGGACUCGCGAAGAGCCCAGCUGGUGGCCUGGCCCAGGCCCCGAGCCUCCAGGGAGGGCGAGGAGGGAUUCUCUGGCCAGAGCCCUUCAUCCUGUUCCCAGUGACAGGAUGUUGUCAUCUGAGAGCCUGGGAGGCCUCAUCCAGGCUGUUUUGGGCUUGGAACCUGCUGCCCUGGCCAGGCUGAGGGCCACGCUGGGCAGCUUGUGGGGGAGGGGAGGUGCCUUUUAAUUUGGAGCCGAGCAGGGUAGAUAAGCAGCAAUUGGAUUUGCCGAGGCCUGAGUCCCUGGGUGCAGAGAACACCGGAGAAUCUUAUUUUCAUGAUAAGAUUGUUAUAAAUUCUCCCCACCAUCUGCUGGGAAAUGUAAAUGUGAAUUGGGUUCCAGGCGCCGGGAGGGACAGCUGGUGGGGCCGCGGGGGGGCGGGGAGGGGGACCCCGUGUGCACCCAGGCCUCGGGCUGGGCCUCAAGCCGUGCCCCUUCCCGUACCCCGUGGCUCUGUGCGCUCCGCAGCCCUGCUCUGAGUGAUCGCCUGCAGAAAAGUAACCCCAGGCGAAGAUUUAAGUCAAUCUGCUGGUGACUGGGCUCACCAUACCUGGGUAGACGGGCAGAGGUCACGGGCAUAGGACAGAGGGACUGGGGGGGCCCUGCACCCCGCUGUGUGCUCCACCUGCCCCAGUGUCCUUGGCGACUCGCAGCAGCUUCAGGUCAGGUGGGCGCUGCCUUGGCCCAGUUUCAGUGUGCCUCUGCGGGUGUCCCCACUCCUCUAAGCGGCGGACGUGGGCCGACCUGCCUGCUCUCUGGCUGGCCUGGGGACUGCACCUGGUGGGGCCUGCAGAGCCUGCAGGCAGCAGGGAGGUGGUGCGGGUCCUGGGGCCGUGCUCCGGCUGCCCUGGGCCCAGGGUGAGCGACUACAGCCUGCGGACCACUCGCAGCAAGGCUGGGCAGGAAAGCCCCUCCCAGCAGAGGCCCUCUCACCCUUUCUUGAUCCGUAAAGAAGUCUCUGCUCAGGGGAGAUGGGCCUGCCCUUGGGAGUGAGUGCAGGGUCGCCCCGUGUUCUUCCUGCUAUGCUGAUCACACGAGUGGCACUCCCUGUGGGUGCGGGGGUCCAGCCUGACACACAUUCCUGUUCUGGAGACAAGGGUCAGGGGUGUCCUGAGGCCCAGGAGGAACUGCCAGAGAGAUGGCUAAUGAAAUGCCAGGCCCGUGGGCCAGAGGAGGACAGAGGAUAAAUCAACACGGCCCAGGUGAAUGUGGAAAGGCCUCCAAAGGAGGGGGGGCUGGCUCUGAGGGGCAGUCUUAAAGCUGGAAGUCCCUGCCCCCCGAGGGGUGCCUCUGAGCCCCUGAGGUGAGAAGAGUCUCACCCCCUGCACAGAUGAGACCUGUGAGGCCGGAUGGUGAAGACUUGCCCUAGACUCAGGGACACGCGGCCACCCCCGCUCACAGCAUGCGGGGACACAGGCAUGGGCAGGCCUGGUGGCGGGAAGUGCACGUGUGUGCGCGUGUGCAUGCAUGUGUGCGUCUGCACAUGUGUGUACAUGAUGUGUGCGCACGCGCACGUGCUCAGGUGUGUUGCGGUGCUGUGCACGAAGUUUAUGUAUGUGCACACGUGUCAUAUGUGCCUGUGCGCAGGCAUGUGUUCUCCUUGCUCGCCAUCCAGGCAGCGUCUGGAGCAUGAAGGUGGGAGUGGUCCGCUUCCAAGAUGGGGCAUCAGGUGGGCAGAAGGGCUUCUCCGGGAGGCCGCUCGUCUGUGGGAGGCCCGUGAGGGAGCCGGGCACGGGGCAGAGGAAGAGCUGCACGCCCCAGGCCAGGCUGCCAGGCCCUGAGCUGCUCACCCCUCGGCGGGAGGGGCGCCUGGCCGCACCUCACGUCACCUGGCCACUGAUCAGAUGGGCCCCUCUCCUGGGCGGGUCCGCAGAGAGCCCAGGCCUUGUCCACAGUACCCCUGAACACCCACCUGGGGGGCGAGCUUCCGAGCGGCCCUCCUAGCACGGCUUCCUCCUGGUCUGCUAGUCCCAGACUGAGCUUCGGAGCACCGAGGCAGCAGAGGAGCUGCCUGGCCUUCCCGAACCUGGACACAGGGCAGGCAGAUUGGGGGGCGGGCCGGGGGUCCCGCGGGAAGAUGGUGGUCUGGAGGAGGGGAGAGCCUCCUGAGGCAGCGCCUGGCAUCCGGCCCAGUCCUGGUGGUAAGACUGACCGGGCCGGCUGUCCAGGGUACCGGGUCCAAUUUUCACAGGGAACUGCUGCGCAUGCCGGGUGGCCCACUUUAGAAUCUCCCUUGCAGGACCUAUGCCCCCACCUGCCCCCACCCCUGCCCUGCUCCGCAGGCUUCAGCUGGGAGGGCCGUGGGAGCUCCUGGCUACUCCAGAGGACGGAGGUUCUCAGGCUCAGGUCACCCCUGAGUGGGGGCUGGACUGGGAGUGGGGGAUUGACCGCUCCAGAGAGGUGACGAGGGGACACCACCCCACCGUGGGGUGACUGGGGGAUGGCUGUGUGCGUGGGAAGGUCCCUUUCAAGGCAGAAACAAUGCAGUUUUGAAGUGGUAGGAAUCUGGGCUCAUUUUCAGCAGCUGUAUGCAAAUUGCAUGCAAAUGAACCUCUUUUCCUUCCAGUACCAGUGAGUGGCCCAGAGAAACAGUGAUCUGGAGGACCAGAGUGAGCCCAGCAUCUUGUCCGAUUCACAUCAAGAAUCCCCUUCUUCAGAAGCUGUGCUGAGUAGGGGCAGCCACUGCUGUUUAUUUAACAGAUGAGGACGGUCCCUGGAGUCACACAGACUGGGUUCUAAUCCCAGCUCUGCAGUGACUGCCUGUGGGUGACUGAGUGUGUUGCCGAACCGCUCUGCUCCUCAUUUCCCUUUUCUGUAACAUGCAAACAGGGCCGCCUCAGCGGGUACAUGGGAAGCACUUAGCACAGUGACUUGUUCUGAUGAUGGUGUUGUGGUGGUGAUGGUGGUGGUGGUGGUGGUGGUGGUGGUGAUGGUGUGGUGGUGGUGAUGGUGGUGGUGGUGGUGGUGGUGGUGAUGGUGGUGAUGGUGGUAAUGGUCGUGGCUGUGGUGAUGAUGGUGGUGGUGGUGGCAGUGGUGGUGGUGGUGAAUCCUGCUGUGGUGGUGAUUAUGGUGAUAAGAGAGCGUCCUCCACAGUAGGCAUGGUACGAGGCCCUGGGAGAAUGGAGAAGAAAAGUGAUCUCUGUCUUUGCGAUGCUCAUAUCUUCUUCAGAGCCCUCCCCAAGGUGGGGCUCAUGUUCUAACUCGUGUCCUUGCCCUCCAGUCCCCGGAGGCCUCUGUACCUAAGAGCUCCGCUCUCCACACUCCCUCCACUGUCACCUCUCCUGUCGGUGCUGACAGCGUGCCUGCCUUAGGGCAGCUGUGACUUGACCUAUGGGCCUUCCUUAGAGCCCCUGCUGUCAGGAGGGCGAUGCAGGCAGGUGGGGGCAGGGAGCACAGGGAGGACGACACGUGGUCCUCACUCUUGGGGGACCACUGUUGUCCUGUGACCUCGCGGCACCCUCUCACCCCCCCACACCGCAGCAGACACUCUGUGCUCCAUUCAGACUGCACCCCUGCAGGACCCCACACCUUCCUCUGUGCAGCAGAGCCCCCAGCCCACUGUCUUCAUUAUGCCUUGGGGCCCUCCAGCCUCCCCCGACCCCCCUCCAGCCUCCAGCUCCCCAGGUGGACACAUCUGCCACUCUCGUCAUUCUGGCUGUUGGCACAGGGCCGAGCGUAGGGUGAGUGUCCAGGACCUGCCGGAGGGCCUGCUGUGCCUGCUGGGAGCAUCCCACCAGGCAUGCGGUUGGUGGGGGGCAUGGGGGGCAGGGCUACAGCACCCGAGGAGCCCCAGAGCGUGUCCGGUCCCUGUCCUGCUCUCAUGACAAACAGCCCACUGUUGCCCAUUUUGUGGACGUGGGACUGAAACUUAAGAAAGACCAGCACUUGCCCCAAAUCAUGCAGCUGGUGAGGGGCGGAGCCAGUGUUCAAAUCCAGUCUCUGAUGCCCAGGCUUUCCCGCGCACCUCGGGAUUUUGGACAGAGCCAGGAAGUUGGGAGCGGCAGGUGUUGCACUGGAAGUGGGAGGAGCCGGAAGGGGGAGGACGGCCAGAGGGAGACAGGGUGCAGCGGUCCACGGGACAGCUCCCACCCCACCACUGUGCACAGACGGAGCUGCUGUGCUCUCUGCAAGCUCGGGGAGUAUUUGCUGUGUCUGUCGCCUCGAGCUGGUGGAGGUGGGGUCUGGAGAGGGGCGGUGU